AGAAAACAAGCAAGAGGGAAAAUGUGAAAUCCUAAAAGUUCAGCCCAAGGCAUUUUAGUUAUUUUCUAAGUAAAGAAAGAAACUCCAAAACCUUCGGCUGUAGGGACAAUCGCAGAAUUAGAUAGAGAGAUCAAGGGAGAGAGAUGAACAAUUAUAGCAGAAGAAGUGACGAAGAAGGAGAGAAGGGUUUGCUUUGGAAGCUUCCAGAGGUGAGGUUUAAAGAGUUGGGGAAGGUUGGACCUGCUUUCGGUCUUGGCGCCGGCUGCGGUGUUGGCUUCGGCGUCGGCCUUGUCGGAGGGGUUGGCUUGGGUCCUGGCAUCCCUGGUUUACAAUUGGGUUUUGGGUUUGGUGCUGGAUGUGGGAUUGGGUAUGGAUUUGGUUAUGGAGUGGGUAAAGGUGUGGCUCAUGAUGAGAAUCGGAGAUAUUCUAAUGUUGGAAAGUUCCUCAAUGGUCCAGCAAAUCUUCCAACACAGGAUGAGAUUGGUGCCCUUGUCGAUGAGCUAGUCAUCAACACCAAGAAGCUAGUCAGAGCAACUUCAAGAGAAAUUGAGAAGUGGAGAAAAUGAGUCAACUUUCUGUACAAAAAUCACAUUAUUUAGGAACUUAAUAAUGGUGCUGCAGCUAUUGUAUGCUAAUGUACAUAUAAUUGCAUUUACUGCGGUUGAAAUUGCUGAAGAUGCAUCUUUUCUUGGUGUUUUUCAUUAUAUUAUAGAAGGUAGGUUUUUUCUUAUUUAGUGGGAAUUGUUUUGUAAACCCUUUAUUGGUUCAUCCAUCGCUUCUACGGAAAACAUAGUUCCCAAAUGCUAAAGCAUGCUGACCAAACUUUGGCA
Molecule: messenger RNA, 830 nt
Organism: Jatropha curcas
Lineage: Eukaryota; Viridiplantae; Streptophyta; Magnoliopsida; Malpighiales; Euphorbiaceae
Product: glycine-rich protein
Source: RefSeq, a predicted model, not a curated record